GUUUGAACGUGCGCAUUAAAUUCACCGACGCAUUAUUAUUUGAUUUGUCAUGCGAUAAUUUGGCACUGGAUGACCCCAAUCUGCCGCGAUUCUCGAGCGUCGUGCGAGUCAAUAAAGUGAACUUCGAGAAUUGCACUCCACCAAGAAACGGUUCUUUCGCGAACGCGAUUGCGGCUCUCAACGUGACGAGUUUCUCGUCCCUCUCGCUAGAUAAACUACCGCCAAAAUCGGUGAUAAAGCACGAGCAUCUCGCCGGCUUGCAGCAGCUGGAGAAGUUCAGUCUAUAUGGCUCGAACAAUGCGAGCCUCGCCCCGGGCGCCCUGGCUGCACUCUCCGUAGCGCCCGCGCUUCACAACCUGUACCUGAACUGGGUGCACACACCUGCCGCCGACCUGGUACGUCUACCGCAGUCAUUACAAAAGCUCUUACUGUGGGAUGUGGACGCUGUCAGUGGGUAUUUUCAAUGGUUACCAAAUCUGACCUCGUUGUAUGUAAGCGAAAAGUAUCCGAUCGCCGUGGACGUGAGCAACAACACCGCGCUAAAAACUUUAUCUGUGAUAGCACCGGAUACUGUGAUUUCUGAAAACGCACUGCCGCCGACACUUACUACACUCAAACUGCGCAAGUGGAAUGACACGAAGCCGAAGCCGAAGACGCGUUGUGCGCAACUCGAGGUCCUGAUGCUGACCGGCACUGACAAUGAAAGAUAUCCGGUGUCUCUGCCGGACGAGUGGUUGUCUAGCUGCAUCAGGCUGAGGGAGCUGUACAUUUACAACGUUCCGGUCCGCGGCGUGCUGCCGGCGCGGCUGCUAGCCAAGGCGACUGCGCUGAAGGAUAUUUCGAUUAAGUACUGCAACCUGUCUGCUCUACCACAGGGCUUCCUCGACGACACACUGAACCUUACAAAACUCGAUCUAUCUAAUAACAAACUCACAUCGCUACCCAGCGGAUUAUUUCUGCGCACGAAGUUACUAGAAGAGCUCAAUCUCUCACACAACCUGUUAAUAAGCGCGGUGGCGGAGGCGCUGUCUGUCGUCUUCUCGCUGCGGAACCUGCGCCUCAACAACAACAACAUCGGCGACCUCUGUCUCAGCGGCUCCAACUCCACGGAACCGGCAGAUACUUCGAUGCUAAGAAACUUGACAAACCUGCACUCUCUAUACCUGAGCUACACCAAUGUGUCACGUGUGUGUUACGACUGGCGUGUGAAGUUACUGAACCUCAAAAAGCUCGAUCUGAAUAACUCCGCGGUCACCACCCUUACUUGCGACGAUCUGCAUUACUCGCGCGUGACGACGGCCACCGUGAUGCUGGGCAAGUACAAGCUGCUGUGCCAGCGCAGGGACUACGACAAAUCACUUGCCAGCUAUCGCAUUAACGCUUUCGUUACUUUAGACGGCUCGUUGGUAUGCGACUGCAACACGUACUGGGCAGCGCGGGUGUUCCAGAAUAACGUUUUGGAUGUAAUUACACCGCAAUGCAAGAAUUAUAAUUAUCAUAAAUCCAUCGCCAAUAUGAACCACGACAAUCUCACCUGCUCCGCAAGCGAAGAAUGUGCCGCGCUGCCAGCCAGCUGUACGUGUCGCAAGCGCGACGACCACGAGCACGGCUCGGUCGUCAUCGUGCGGUGCGUCGGACUCACAGAGUUCCCGCGUCUGCCGCGCCAGCCGGAUGCCACUCACAAGUGGCGUCUGCACCUCGCCAACAACAGCAUAUCGCACAUCGACGCGGCUGACAUCUUGGAGAACAUCGUGGAACUCGACCUACGGAACAAUUUCAUCAGGAGAGUGGAUGGUGCGACAGCGACGAAUCUGACGUCCGUCCUGCAGCUGCAGCUCGCCGGAAACCCUCUCGAAUGCGGCUGCGAGGCGUACACGAUGCUGAGGGCGUUGCUCGAAGCCAAGUCAUUGGUCGACAAAAAAGACGUUAGAUGCAACGGCACUGGCCAACGGCUGGUUGCGGUGACGCCAACGGCAUGUCCCGGACAAGGUUUAAUGUCGGUACUCCCGUGGGUGCUCCCGCUGGUGGUAUUGCUGGCCGUCGCGAUAUUUGCGUACGGCUUUAUCACACGACCUGCAACGCGUUUAUGGAUCAAGUUUUUCCUAAUGCGGCUCGGCUGGAUACCACGGCCCUUUGAGCCGGCUGAUGAAGAUCGUCCGUACGACGCAUUCGUGUCAUUUGCACACGAGGACGAGGAGCUCGUGGUAGAGCAACUAGCGGCGCGGCUCGAGAGCGGCCCGCAGCCAUACCGGCUGUGUCUGCACUACCGCGACUGGGCGCCGGGCGAGUGGAUCCCGGCGCAGAUAGCGGCGUCGGUGCGCGCGUCGCGGCGGACCGUGGCGAUCGUGUCGACGCACUACCUGCAAUCGGACUGGGCGCGCGCUGAGUUCCGGGAAGCGACCGCGGCCUCGCUGCGGGACGGCACACCGCGGCUCGUCGUUGUGCUACUGGACGACCCCGACCGGCUGAUGCUCGAGGUCGACGCCGAGCUAAGCGCCUACGUGCGCCACAAGGUGUACGUGCGGUGGGGUGACCCCUGGUUUUGGGAGAAGUUGAAGCAGGCUUUGCCACUACCGCGAGCACGCCAUCUUAAGAGUGUCCCAUCUUUUCCCGCAUCUGCGCCGGACAUCCCACUUGUACUCACGCACGCGGGUCGGGAGACGGCCCUCGCCCCGGCGCCUCCCUCCCAGGACUACGACAAGCCAAUGCCGGGCGCGACUCUGUGCUCCACCUAAUCUUUGGCGCUGGUCACGACUCGCGAGGUAUCGAAUGCUACUACCAAAUUAGACAGCAAUUUAAACAUAAUCAAUAAUAAUUAAAGAAGCUUGCCUCACCACAAGCGAAAAUAGUACUAGCACGAUUUUUUUCAAGAAUGAAUAAUAUCGUGCUGGUAGGGUUUAAUAGUGGUAAUCUUUUGAAUGAGCCAACUUUAUGAUUAUAUAACAUUGCACAAUAUUAUAAAACUAACUUGUGCAGUGGCGUGGGGUCGGGCAUUAUCUUGCAUUAGAGAUUUUUUUUUAUCGAGAUGAGCUUGCCGUUCGCCUGAUGGUAAAUGAAUUACAAAGUAUUGUUUAGUAUUACACCGCGCUCGCUAUCAUGAGACAUGAGAUGUUAAGUCUCAUUAUGUCCAGUAGUUAUACUGGCCCAAAGUCCUUCAAACCGAAACACAACAGUAACUAGGCACCGCUGCUUGGCGGCAGAAAUAGACAUUGCGGAAGUGCCUACCCAGGUGGACUCUCACAUACGAGAGACCUACCACCAGUAAAGAGAAAGUAGAGUAAAAUUUUUGCCUAUUAACUCUGUUAUAUAGCGCUGUGCCGUCAAAAAACCUCUCCCACCGUCUUGACGAACCAUGUCGAUGAACACAAGUUGCCCACCCGAUCAUCGAAAUGCCACCCCAGACCAUACACGAACCGCGUCCCAAAGGAACACGCUCCUCAAUGCAACUUUAAGCAUAUCUCUCCCCACAACGACGAUAGACUCUUCUGGGACCGUCUGCACCAGUUAAACAUGUUUUACACUCAUCGCUGAAGAAUAUGAAGGCCCAUUGCUCUUCAGUCCGAUUAAGAUGUUCACGCCCAAAGCUCAUACGAGCUUGUCUGUGAGCCGCAGACAGCUUUGGACCAUUUGUUGGUCUAUAAGAUGUGAUUUCGGGUUUCUUAAGUCUUCUUCCUAUUAUUCGUGCACUCGCUUUUGCUCCACGUACUUCAUUGAGCUCUUUUUUUACUGACGUGAGGAAAACAUUUCGUAGGGAAGUUGAAACAAUAAAUCGGUUUUCACGAUGUGUCGAUGCUCGAGUUCUGCCGCCGGUACUUCUGCAAACCAUCAGUAUACUCUAGAAACCGUAGACUGGUUUAAAUUUUAAUUUUUAGCAGUUGUUCGUUCAUCCAAAACUUCCCGCACCAAUGCCACAAUUUGAGCGGCUUCGGACGAAGUAUCCAUAUUUAUGCUUACGAAUCUUUUGUUGAGUUAAAGAGACUACUAAUCAAUACUAUUGGUAACAAUAAUUUAAAUCGUGAAUGAUAAAAAAAAAACUAUUUAAUUUCUAACUUUAGUUUAAUAACACAAUUUUGUGACUAUUUUUCGUCCGCAGUCGUCCCUGCGCGGUGCCGCCUGUUGCGGCCCGUCUCCUAUUGGGGAGGGCUCAGAAGCCCCCGCGUAACCGAAGGACGCUCUCGGCAUUAACGGCAGCAUGAAGCCUACGUUCCAUGCUGCCGUCCAUCCCGGGGGUCAUCACAAUGUGCGAGAUGUGAACAACGUACACUAAGGGCGGACGGCCCCUAGCCGCCCGCCGACGACACCCCGAUGGCCCCUAUUAGUCGCCUUUUACGACAGGCAGGGGAUACCUUGGUGAAAUUCUCCAAACGCCCCCAUUCCACAGGGCGAAAGACGCCGGUCAGUCGUCCGUCCGGCGCCUCCUGCGUCUCCUCUGGCGGCGGGAGGGAUCAUCUCUCUCCCCCUCUCGGCACUCUCCUGCUGCGAGAUGACUAUCUCACAAAAGUAGGCCACCGCACGCCAGGAUCUUUGGCUGCCGACCAUGGAAGCGACCACGAUCCAAUGGCACCUGUGUAUCUUACUAUAACCACUAUAGAUAGCGUACUAUAUCCACUUUAAGUUAAAAAAAAUCACAUAUGAUGGGGUAAUUAGAAACGUUUAAACUCUAGACGGUAAUAUUUAUUAUUUGCCUUGUACCAAUUUUCCUUCCCUCGCGUAGGCCUAAUGUCGGCCAACAUCUAUAGUCGACAUAAUCAUAUAUAGGUAUGUGGGGAAUAAGUGCAUAAUAUAAUUGUACUGUUCUAUUAUAGACAAAGAAUUUUCAACUUCUGAUUGAUUACUGUUACAUAAUCGGGCGAUUAGAGUCGAACUGAUGUCAGGUUGCACCAAGUACUCGGGGACGCUAUACCUUUUAUAAUAUUAAGCUGUUGGCUUGUCAGGGCAUCAUCCUGGGCAUUUGCUAUACUUCCAGGUGUCGAAUUUGAGUCGUGAGACCCAUUUAAUCCAAAUAAUAUAACUGCACACAUACCUAAGGGAAGCGGUAGUGGUAAAUAAACACAUAUUUUUUAAAACUAGCUUUUGCUCGCGGCUCCGCACGCAUAAUAAAGUUUCCGGGCUAAAUUCCUAUAUAUGUAUAUUUAUAUAAAUAUAGUAACGCAAUGUCAAAAUGACCCUGUAUGUAUUCAUAUAUAUAUUCCCAGGGUAGAAAGUUAUCAAUGCUCUUCCCAGGAUAUUAAACUAUCUCCAUACCAAAUUUCAUCCAAAUCCGUUGGGUAGCUUUUGAGUUUAAUACGUCAGACAGGCAUAUAGAUGCAGCCGGGGACUUUGUGUUAUAAUAUGUUUCUUAGAACUUUUAAAGAAGUAACAAUACUGUCAUACAUAUUUCUAUUAGAGGAAUAAAUUUUCCCCGUUUUUGCAACAUUUUUAUUAUAAAUCUUAUAGCCUUUCCCGAUAAAUGUCCAGUUUUCCAUCACUAAAGAAAUUUUUCAAUUCGAACCUAUAAUUCCUGACUUUAGCGCAUUCAAAUAAACAAACUGUUCAGCUUAAUAUAAUAGUAUAUAUAAGUUAUUAUUUAAAUAUAGCUGUGAUUACAUAGAUCAGACAACAGCGUGUACUUUUAUUUAACACAUUAUCCCUAUUUUCCUUUCAAAAAUAUAAAGGCAUAUAGGGAAUUAAUGUAGAGCUCUCAUUCCUAAACACGUACUCAAUAUAAUAUUUUGAAGUUUGGAAAGCAAGUAGUACUUAGUACUUACACUCACGCACAGCGCCGUUUUUGCAUGGCGUUGGUUUGCACUGUUCCUUACAGUGUUCGACAAAAAGUAAUUAAAUUUCGCAACGCGAUUUCGCAAUGGAAUAUGAUUACCAUUACAAAUUACUGGAAAAAGAAUUCCCAACAGUUUGUGGCGUAUCCGAACGCCAUUCGGUAUGUCUAUGGACAAAAACUAAAACGGAGUAUUGUCUACGACAAGGAAAGUUACACACACCGAACACACGCAGUGGAGUACGCGGCUCUGUACAAUCAAACGUUAAAAUAAAAGGCCGUUACAAGAAGACCAAAUUUUUAUUAUUGUCAGCCUCAAUACGGUGCUCGCAGAAAAACCUACAUCCAGCGAUCCCAAAUUGGUGACCCCGACGUGAUCCACUGUAGCGGCGUAAAGGUAAACACCGCUGUAGAGGAACAGAUGGUUGCGUUCCUCUAUGGAAGGGGAAGAUUUCCAGUCAGGCAGAUGUUGCGCCUGACCGGCCGCGGCCCCUCCAACUGUUCCUAUUCGGGGGUGGUAUAUAUGCUGCACGUCGCGCAAAUUGUGCAAGCGUGAUUCAGGAUCGUUGUCGCCAUCUAUCGUGAUUGCUGUGUGAUUAUCAUCACUCCGGUUGUGUCACUGCAUCGAUCCUCUUGAAGUUCCGGCGAUGUUGACAAGAUGGCGGUAUAUGCACUAACUGUACCGCCACAAGUUCAAUUGACGAUUACAAAUACAUUGAGAAAGUAA
This is a messenger RNA of Manduca sexta (tobacco hornworm), 6482 nucleotides long. Its product is annotated as protein toll. The record is from RefSeq and is a predicted model, not a curated record. Gene Ontology annotation, biological process: toll-like receptor signaling pathway; immune response. Gene Ontology annotation, molecular function: transmembrane signaling receptor activity; protein binding. Lineage: Eukaryota; Metazoa; Arthropoda; Insecta; Lepidoptera; Sphingidae. Gene Ontology annotation, cellular component: membrane.